UCACGCACCAACCUUCACAAGUGACACCGACCGAGUUUUUGUAUCGAGUUUAAAACUUCCCAAUGUCUGCAUUUUCCGGUGUAUAUAGUUUUAAUGGAGGCAACAUUCGAUGAGGCCCAAAAACAGUUCAUGUUGGGCCAGUUUAAGGUGGCAGAGAAACUAUUCACGGAUUUUGUUGAACAGUGUAAUGCGGAAGUAACUUGCGACAGCAGUGCCUCGUGGUGUGACAAAACUAAUCGAGAAAAAUUGCUGGCCCAAGCAUACAACAAUCGUGGCCAGAUAAAGUACCUACGUGUGGACUUUGACGAGGCUGUGGAGGACUACACGGCUGCCAUUAAUGUGGACGAUACCUUUGCCAUAGCGUACUACAACAGAGGACAAAUUCAUUACAGGCUAGCAAGAUUUCAAUCUGGAAUCGAUGAUUUCAAAGAAGCUUUACGGCUCUGUCCCGACUUCCCUGAUGCUGAAGUGGCCCUGAAGACGUCUCAGGAAGACUUAGAAAGAAGUCAACACCUCCUGCCAAGUCAGCAUUUAUGAUGCGGUUUCCAUGGAAACUUGCUCCAUGUAGUCCUUCAAGUGGAUAAGAUGUCGUCUUCAUGGGAGACAAGUAAAUCUGAAAGAAGACCCCCACUUCUACCAUGUGGACCCCCAAGGUAAAUGUUGUCUGGAAUAAGCCUUGGCGACUAGUACGACUAGUGUCAAAGUCACAACUAUUGAUUUCUUAGUCAAGUCCCAACGCUACUGUUCUUCAACUACUCGAUUAACACGGUUAAUCGUGCCGCCACGUCUAGGUCUACUUCAAAAAUAUUUGCGACCCCAUGCUUGGUGUCGCUCACGACUUUUCACAACAACAUUAUUUACUUACAAAACACAAUCAGUGACACAAUCCUUCAAUCCUUUAAGCAAGAAUUUGUAAUUGUUGCGCCUGCGCCAAACAAUCUGCCGCAAUGCAUCUUCAAAAUUGAAAAUUAGUCGCAACCGUGCCUAUCGGUCGUUUCUACAGCUUUUUUUAGAACUGUACCAACUGUCCAAGUUUGUAAUUACUAACGAAAAAGCUGAAGAGGGAGUGUAGGCCUAAUCUUAUACAAGUAUUCUGGUUUAUUUAUUUACUGUACUGGCGGUCAAGCAGGCCGAAAAGUACUUAUACAAGUAAAAAUAGUUCAGAUAAGUAAACAUAUAUAGAUGUUGGUGUUAUCGUUAAUUGUGUUGAGUUGUUUUUGAAUUUAUUUUUUAAUUGUUGAGUUUAUGUAUUGAUUGU
Asterias rubens (European starfish) is the source of this 1258-nucleotide messenger RNA. Its product is annotated as tetratricopeptide repeat protein 32-like. The transcript is spliced from 4 exons. The record is from RefSeq and is a predicted model, not a curated record. Bases 94 to 537 code for a protein of 147 amino acids. Lineage: Eukaryota; Metazoa; Echinodermata; Asteroidea; Forcipulatida; Asteriidae. Gene Ontology annotation, molecular function: protein binding.